Molecule: messenger RNA, 2419 nt
Organism: Cylas formicarius (sweet potato weevil)
Lineage: Eukaryota; Metazoa; Arthropoda; Insecta; Coleoptera; Brentidae
Product: nonsense-mediated mRNA decay factor SMG8
Biological process (GO): nuclear-transcribed mRNA catabolic process, nonsense-mediated decay
Source: RefSeq, a predicted model, not a curated record
AAGACUUGAUAGGUUAGAAGGGUUUUGUUUUAUCGGGAAGGAUUAUCGCAGACAAUGCAGAAUUUCUUCGAGAUUCCGGAAUUUCACGACUUAUUAAAUGCGGUUAAGACGUCGAACGAAAAGGUUGUUGUUAUUUCAAUCAUCGGGAAAACUGCCCAUCGCUCGUUCGGUUUGAAAGCGAAAUCGUUCGGGCGCCUCUUGCCGCACGGAAGCCAGCAGAAAGACCAAAACGUGAGGAUCGCGGGAUCCUAUGAUAAGGAAAGCGGCAUCGUCUAUCUCCACCUGUACAGCCUGUUGGACACGGACGUCCUUAUACAGCAGUACCAGGGCGUGAGAGUGUCCUGUCAGAACCGACUGAACUGCGACGAUUUCAUAACGAUAAGCGACGAAAUAAAAAACCAGACCUCGAAAUACAUGUUGUUUUUGCUGUACGUGAGUCACAUUGUGGUCCUCUCCCAUCCAGGCUACACUUUCGACACGAAUUACGUCCAGUACUUUAAGAUAGUGGACUCUCUGAGUAAGCAGCUGUUCGAUCACAUAAGCGACUCCUUGGCGUCCGUCGAGUCCCUCAGCUAUGACUGGGCGAACAACGGGCGGCCUUGCACGCCCCGCCUGCUGGUGCUGUUUGAGCGGAGCCCCCCAGGACUCGACAGCGAUGGCAUAAAGCGGAUGGAGCACAAUUUGGAGGACAAAAUUUACCAUGUGCUGAAGAAAACCAGGAUUAUAUCCGGCGCGGGGCACUCGUUGUUCGCCAUCCCGUUAAACGAUGAGUUCGUUUACAUUUCCGAGCGGCCUGCCGAGGACAGGCUGGGUGACGCGGUCAGGGGGUUGAUACGAGACUGCCAGCCGGGGGGCGCGCUCCAAGUCACGCCUCCGUUUUCGAACGAGCCCUACCUCGAGAAGCACUUUUCGAGGUUUGUGCAGGUCCAUGUGCAGCAGGCCCGCAAUAAAGGUUUCGACGAUCACGCCGUGUCGAGCAGGCACCAACACGCGCCCCCUUAUUUCGAGCUUCCAGCUUUGAGGCUAUGGACGGAGGUGUGCAAACGGCUUUACGACGUCAUCAUUGCUAAGGGUACGUUGGUGCAGACCCAUUUUGCCGACACCCGAUUUUCUGAACAGAGGUGCCUCAAAGUGCUGCCACUGGCGAUGGCGCGCUAUCAGGAGGGAUUGCCCUCGCAUUAUGCCAAGGCGGAGCACGAGGCGCGGUUGAGGAUAGCGCUGGGAUUGUUCAGGGCGCAAGCGCGGGGCCCCAAAUACCACCAGUACGAGAUGCAGCUGGAAAUGGAAUGCACGAGUCACUGGGAAAACGGUCGGCAACAGUGCGAAGCCGCCUCCAUGACCGGAAACCCGUGCAAAUUGCCGAAACAUGCCAGCGAUCAGGAACACAUCAGCGGCUUCAUUUACAGGUCGGUGUGUGAUUGUGGCCGCAAGGUCGGACCCAGAGACGACCCGUACACCGCGAAGCAAGCGAACUUUAUCUUCUAUCAGCAAAUCGCGAAGGAGUGUCAGUGCUCGAAACUGGAACGCAUAGAUUUUCCGGUGUUCGAACCGUCGAUCAAAGAGUACAGGGCGGCGACCAUCAACGAAACGGAGGAGGCCCUAUCGGUCUUAUCGGACCGAAGCGUCCAACUCACUCCCGAAAUGGAAAAAGGUUUGGCACGUCAGCCCAGCACCACGGAAUACCUACCGGGGAUGGUGACGUCGACCUCACCCCCAGGUUUAUUACCGGUAUUCUCGAGCUGGUCUCUGGUCUGCCUCGGGGCGUCCUCCCUCUACAGUCACAACAUAGGUCUGACCGAAUCGUGCCACCCGGGCUUUCUAAGUUCCACCAAUUACCUGCUGCCGUGGGACGUGUCCGGGCACGAAGUAAUACCUCAAACGGUCAAAGUUUUCAUCGGAGUCGAGUACGAGUGCACUUUGGGCCACAGGUUUAUGCUGGCCGCCCCGGAUCGAAUGCUGAAAGCCGCACCCGGAAGCAUAGUCAAGGACACCGGCCACAAGGUGGCCGAAUCCGACAUGCCGCUGUAUUUCCCGUGCUCUUGUCGGGCCGGCAAGAUCGCCCAGCUCAUGCGUUUGCACGUAGUCACACCCAAAGCCCCGGUCCACUGCACUCUGAACCCCAGGGUCCAGCCCGCAUCGGGAGCGCCGAUUUUUAUAUGUUCCGUGGACGGGCCGGCCAAGCUGACGCAGUCCGCGUAUUGGGUCUUGCGCUUACCGUUCGCUUACGUCGCCGACAAGGAGCAUUACUCGCAGAACUUGACCGGGAAGCUGCUGCAAGGCGUGUUCGGGAUCGCCGAAGCUGAUUAUUAACGUCUUACUGCUACAAAUUUCGAGUUAAAUAAAUUUGGUUUCAAAUAUCGCGUUUUUUUUUCACUCUUCGUUCGUAAUUUUUUUUUUAAAUAAGUUUUCGGUUUUUAAA